This is a messenger RNA of Apodemus sylvaticus (European woodmouse), 980 nucleotides long. It is a transcript of the gene Tmem50a, whose product is annotated as transmembrane protein 50A. The record is from RefSeq and is a predicted model, not a curated record. The transcript is spliced from 7 exons. Gene Ontology annotation, biological process: protein targeting to vacuole; late endosome to vacuole transport via multivesicular body sorting pathway. Lineage: Eukaryota; Metazoa; Chordata; Mammalia; Rodentia; Muridae. Bases 112 to 585 code for a protein of 157 amino acids.
AUCCGGGAGUCCGAUUGCUUGUGGCUGUUUUGUUUUCUUGCACAACUGGAGUAAACUGAGGCUACCAAACGCGCCGCGACUCCAACUUCGGACUUGGCCUGCCCUGGAAAGAUGUCUGGAUUUCUAGAAGGCUCACGGUGCUCAGAGUGCAUGGACUGGGGGGAGAAGCGGAACACGAUUGCCUCUGUCGCCGCCGGCAUUCUGUUUUUCACGGGAUGGUGGAUCAUCAUAGAUGCUGCUGUAAUGUACCCCAAGAUGGACCAAUUUAACCACUCAUACCAUGCCUGUGGUGUCAUAGCAACCAUAGCCUUCCUCAUGAUUAACGCGGUGUCGAAUGGACAAGUGCGAGGCGACAGCUACAGUGAAGGCUGUCUGGGCCAGACAGGAGCCCGCAUAUGGCUCUUCAUCGGCUUCAUGUUGGCUUUCGGAUCCCUGAUUGCAUCCAUGUGGAUUCUCUUUGGAGGUUACGUUGCUAAGGAAAAGACCGUAGUGUAUCCUGGAAUUGCUGUAUUUUUCCAGAAUGCCUUCAUCUUUUUUGGAGGGCUGGUUUUCAAGUUUGGCCGUACAGAGGACUUGUGGCAGUGAAGACUCCCACUUCUGCAGCACAGCCGCCCUGCAUGGGAUCAUUUCUCCCUGCUCACCCAGUCUUUUGUAAUACUGAUUUUCUAAACUUAUUUCUGAGUAUAAUCUCAGCUUGAAAUUGCAUAAUGCUAGAAUCAUGCGAACUCCUAUGUGAACUGCAACAGCCCAGUGUGCCGUGUGCCCCAUCAGCUUCUACCACGGGAAAGGAACCCGCUGACAUGAGUCGCUUUGUCAGCUUCUAUCAUGGUCUAAAGAGUUGGUGAUGGAAAAAUGGUGGAAUCUUUGGGGUGAGGAUUCGCUCUGGGGUCCAAAGUGUUUACUAAUGCAGCCUCUUCUGUAUCUGGUGUUAAAUAAUGUGUAAACAUUUUCUUGUUAUUAAAAACAAUUUGUUGGUCAGA